AUGGCAGGCUCCAGGGGAAACAGCAUCUUCCCUCAAAACCCCUACCACAUCCCUGGCUACGGGGGCUACGUCCCUCAGUUCACCUUCAGCUUUGGGGACACCUAUGGCAGAACCACCCACGAGCUGCUGACAGAUCCCAGUGUCAGGAAGAGCCCUCGCUCCCUGCUGGCACCCCUGGACUACAGGGAAAACCUCCUCCAGUACCAUUACCACAUCGACCACCCCGGUUAUGUCACCUACCAGCCCAUCUCGAGCCCUCCCGAGAUCCCCCUGGGGCCGCAGCCCGUGCCCACGGUGCUGGAGGAGCCGGUGCAGCCCCCCGUGGAUGCCCAGGGCUGGCAGGGCCCCCCAGGAGCCCAGCAGGGCUGGCAGGGCCCCCCGGGAGCCCAGGGGGGCUGGCAGGGCCCGGGGCUGGCCCCGCACCCCGCGGCCGAGCAGCUGCAGAGGGAGCUGGCCCUGGCACCCCUGGCACGGCUCCUGGGCAAAGGGACUGGGCCGUGCCAGUGCCACUGUGCAAGGAGCCCGACGCAGCUGGAAACCGGAGGUGUGGCACUGCCAGGAGGGGUUGCAACAGCAGAUUACACAUUGCCAGUGCUGCCAGUCCCCAAUGCCAUCCGACAGAAAGCCACCUUAGGGUACACUGGCUACAUCCCCUGCUCCCUGGACAACGUUGGCAUGACCUACCUGCUGUCUGUGAAGAAAGCCAUGAAGGAGUUUGACCAUCGCCAGCUUUUGGAGAGAAAUCCACCUUACACGUUGGGCACGAGAUUCCCCCUGACACACUGGCCAGACACCAAAAUUUACAGCCGUGCUGGACUCAUACCCAACUACAUGGGCUUUGUACCACACUUGCAGGACAUCUGUGGGCUCACCUAUGGGGACGGCACACGGGAAGCGUACCGCUGGGAACAGAGGAGACGGGGACUUGCACUGUGAAAACUGCUUUAAUGGUGCCUGUACAGCAUUGGGAGUGACUCGGAAACAGCAAUAAUAACACAACACAAACAGAACUUUUGAAUGAGAGAGUUCAUACAACUUUAAACAAAAUUUACAGGUGUUCAACUGCAUAGCUUUACUCUGCCUCCUCCUCAGCCUCCUCCUCAAACUCUCCCUCCUCCUCAGCUGUGGCAUCCUGGUACUGCUGGUACUCAGACACCAGGUCGUUCAUGUUGCUCUCAGCCUCUGUGAACUCCAUCUCGUCCAUGCCCUCACCCGUGUACCAGUGCAGGAAGGCCUUUCUGCGGAACAUCGCAGUGAACUGCUCAGAAAUGCGCUUGAACAGCUCCUGGAUGGCCGUGCUGUUGCCAAUGAAGGUGGCAGACAUUUUGAGGCCGCGAGGUGGAAUGUCACAGACCGCUGUCUUAACGUUAUUAGGGAUCCAUUCAACAAAAUAGCUGCUAUUUUUGUUCUGAACAUUUAGCAUCUGCUCAUCCACCUCUUUCAUGGACAUGCGGCCCCUAAAGACAGCGGCCACGGUCAGAUAGCGGCCGUGACGAGGGUCACACGCCGCCAUCAUGUUCUUGGCAUCGAACAUCUGUUGGGUGAGCUCUGGCACGGUUAGAGCCCGGUACUGCUGGCUCCCACGGCUGGUAAGAGGAGCAAAACCAGGCAUGAAAAAGUGCAGACGUGGGAAGGGAACCAUGUUCACCGCCAGCUUCCGCAGGUCAGCGUUGAGCUGGCCCGGGAACCGCAGGCAGGUGGUGACACCGCUCAUGGUGGCUGACACGAGGUGGUUCAGAUCACCGUAGGUGGGGGUCGUUAACUUCAGUGUUCUGAAGCAAAUGUCGUACAGCGCCUCGUUAUCGAUACAGUACGUCUCGUCCGUGUUCUCCACCAGCUGGUGCACCGACAGCGUGGC
Molecule: messenger RNA, 1858 nt
Organism: Haemorhous mexicanus (house finch)
Lineage: Eukaryota; Metazoa; Chordata; Aves; Passeriformes; Fringillidae
Gene: CIMIP2A
Product: ciliary microtubule inner protein 2A
Exons: 8
Coding region: 1-936 (311 amino acids)
Source: RefSeq, a predicted model, not a curated record